Molecule: messenger RNA, 459 nt
Organism: Dovyalis caffra
Lineage: Eukaryota; Viridiplantae; Streptophyta; Magnoliopsida; Malpighiales; Salicaceae
Source: the annotation of a GenBank genome assembly
AUGUGCUCAAAUCCACUUAUGUACAUUAAAAGGUAUGCUGGGUCAAAUAAGGACCUGGAGCCCAAUAGAAUGAAGCCCAUCGCAACUUAUUUCAAAGCCUCCCUCAUUCGUUCUUCGCGUCAUUUCAAAUUAGACAAGUGCCCAGCUAACUGCUACCGGAAAAGUCGCGCUCUGUUGAAAAUUGGUAUCCGUGGUGUUACUGUUUCUGAUGUUCGAGGAUUUGGGGCUCAAGGUGGUUCAAAAGAGAGGCAUGGUGGCUCGGAGUUUUCUGAAGACAAGUUUGUUGCCAAAGUUAAGAUGGAGAUUGUUGUGAGCAAAGACCAGGUUGAAGCUGUAAUAGAAAAGAUCAAAGAGGAGGCAUGGACUGGAGAGAUUGGAGAUGGCAAGAUUUUCUGUGAGCGCGGAGAGAAGGCUGAGAGGAUGACAGGAGGGCGGUCUGACAUAUCAUUGACUGCAUAA